This is a messenger RNA of Papaver somniferum (opium poppy), 1936 nucleotides long. RefSeq names its product E3 ubiquitin-protein ligase RFI2-like. The record is from RefSeq and is a predicted model, not a curated record. Lineage: Eukaryota; Viridiplantae; Streptophyta; Magnoliopsida; Ranunculales; Papaveraceae. Gene Ontology annotation, molecular function: ubiquitin-protein transferase activity. The coding region runs from base 266 to 1609 and encodes 447 amino acids. The transcript has 6 exons.
AGGCCAUCGGUCGGAUGACGAUACAAAGAUAGGGCACAACUUAAAAAAAAACCAAAAAAACCAAAACAAAACAAAAACAAAAACAAAAACAAAAAAAAACAUUAAUUUCAGAUUUUCACCUACGCAAUUGUAAAGGAAUGAUCUUUGAUCUUCAAGGUUCAAAGGGUAAAUUAUUUGUUGAAAAAGAGCUAGAGAUUUUGAGUCUUUUGGUAUGAGAUUCAAAGGGGCUUUUUAGAGGUGAAAUUUUCUGAAACAUUGAAAUAUUAUGGGAUUAGGGGGUGGGGGUGGUGGUACUGACCUCAUGGUAGAUGAGGGAAGUGGUGGUGAGGAGAUGUUAGAUAAUUCUUCAUCUUCAGUUUCAUGUUCAAUUUGUCUUGAUGAGGUUUUGAAUAAAAGGGGAGAUAGAUCAAGGGCGAUUCUUCAAUGUGGUCAUGAAUUUCAUCUGGACUGCAUUGGUUCCAUGUUUAAUUCUAAGGGGGGAGUGAUGCAGUGCCCAAAUUGUCGUAAAACUGAGAAAGGACAAUGGCAGUUUACACAUGGUUCUCAUUCAUCAUCAUUUUCUGAGUUUAACCUAGUUGACUGGGCGCAUGACGAUGAUCUUUAUGAUCUAACUUAUUCUGAAAUGCCAUAUGGAGUUCACUGGUGCCCAUUUCGUGGAUUGACUCCUAUUUCUUCAUCGUAUGAGGACAGGGAGUCGCCGACAACUAUUUUUCAUGAUCUACUUGGACAUAACGCCGUCUUAGCCGAACAUGCAGCGGUAUCAUCAGGUUCCCGUUCAUGCCCUUAUGUUGCCGUCUUUCAACCACUUUUAUCAUCAUCCACAAACUCCAACGAGCGGGUUAACAGUACUCCUAGUUUCAAUCAUCAAUGGACUGGCCCGUCUGGGCCAAAUGAAAUCUCAAGUUCUCAUCGAUUUCCUGCAGGGGAUAUCCAUUACCAAGUUUGGGACCAUCAUUCACCUCCAUAUUCUGCAACUAGCAGCCAUGUUGGAGCUGCUGAUCAGGGCACAAUUCCAUCUGCUGCUAUAAGACCUUCUAGGGGUGAUUCAGACGGUCCACCAAGAUCAGGGUCAGUACAUCCGUUUUUUGUUGAUCAAGGUUCUGGUUCUAGAGCUGGAACCUCCAUCAUGCCCUCAAUGGUACCCCCGUACGCAGGCGUCAGCUCUCGCGUUCAUGAUCGGGUUGAAGGUGUUCAUCAGCACCACCAGCAGCCACAAUUCCAUCCCCGGGCACCAAUGUUUUCAAAUGUCAGAAGAUCCAAUGGUCCGAGGGGAGCACCUCCUGUAACGCAACCACCAUCUUCUUCAGAACAUGGCAGCAACUUCUAUAUGUUACCGCCUUCAGGCUCUUCUGGUAGGAAUUUACAAGAAACAGUUAAUCCAUCACAUAGCCAUUUUUAUUCGUGGGAACGAGAUCGUUUUGCCCCUUUCCCUCUGGUUCCGGUGGAUAGAGAAUUGAGUUGGUGGCCUCCUCCUCUGGCUGUGGGCGGAUCAGAACCUGGGAUCAGGGCUAACGGCCAUUGGCACAGGCAUGGGUCAGAGAGGACGUCGUCACAAGGUCGGCCACCAUACCCUCAUCCUCCUGGUCAGAUGCAUCCUUUCAAUCGAUGAUGCCGAAAACUUUUCAGUGCCUGAAAACUUGGAAUAUAUGUUUAAAAGUGAUGUAUGUUGGGUUUUAUACUCCAACUGACUAUUAUACUGUUAAGUGGCCCCAAAAAACCCGAAACGAUCCAUUUGGCAGUCGAGCCACGGUGUGAUGAUUUUGGCCUCCUGUAAAAUCAUGGCCUGAAGAUAUAAAAUGAUACAUUUCUCACACAAUGGCUGAAGUGUAUUUUUGGGUGACUGGUGAUUGUUGUGCCGUUCCCAACCCGAUAUAAGAUUCAUUCCCACCUGCUCAUGUAUGUGCCUCUAAAAGAGAACUACAGAACCUUUUCUUCC